This is a messenger RNA of Hemibagrus wyckioides, 10008 nucleotides long. It is a transcript of the gene sdk1a, whose product is annotated as sidekick cell adhesion molecule 1a. Gene Ontology annotation, molecular function: protein binding. The record is from RefSeq and is a predicted model, not a curated record. Lineage: Eukaryota; Metazoa; Chordata; Actinopteri; Siluriformes; Bagridae. Bases 804 to 7538 code for a protein of 2244 amino acids. Gene Ontology annotation, biological process: cell-cell adhesion. The transcript has 47 exons.
UCUCUCGCUUUCCUCCGCAGAUCUGCAUUCGCUUGUUGCUUGCAUUAACGCACACAGACUCGAGUCCGCGCUCCAUCCCAAACUUCUAGUCGCUGGAACUAUUUUAGUCGCCUAGCUCGUUAGUGCUCUAUGUGACUAGUUAUCCUCCCGCAAGCCGCACAGAGGCAGUCUGUUAUUAUCCACUGUGGGAAAUCUGAUCUCUGCCUACCCCGGGAGGGAAAAGUCGGCUUGGUGGUGAGAAAUAUUUAGUAAAUGGUUAACUGAGUCCGAGUGUUUACAAGCGACGCGUAAAACUCGCUAGCCGAAUGUAAUCUGAGAAACGCGGGAGGCAACAGCUUGUUUUGGUUCAGUGAAGCUUCGAGUCUCUACGUGCUGAAAUAAACACGAGUUUAUAAAAAGAAGAAGAAGAAGAAGGCUGAUCAGCCCCGGAGAUGCGAAUGAGACCUAAGAAAUCGCAUCCGAGGAUUUUAGGAGUAACGAUGGCUGGAUGGAAAAGCACUGUGCGUGUGUGACUGCAGAACUUUUCAAAUCCUGGAGCAUAUUUUAUAAGCAUCCGGAAUAAAUAUUCAGCCACUCGGAUGAGUCGUGCUGGGUUUAUAAGACACGCCGGUUAGGAAUCGCAGUCAGGGGGAACAGGUAGGCUGCGCGGGAGAGACGCUCGGAUCUUUACCUUCAUCCGGAGCUCCAUGUCUGCGCCACGCCGCAACAUUUCAGUCUGACUUUAAGUUCGGGUCUAGUUUUCAGCUCGAGCCAGGAGCCUGAGCCACGAUUUUUUUCAGGAUUACACAUCUCCACGCUCGAUCAUGGAAAUGCUCCAGCGUCUUCGGGGUGGAUCAGAGAGCGGACGGAGAUGCGCAGACAUCGCGCCGCUUUUCGGAUCAGCGCGGAGCGGCGACCCGGGAGACAAGUGCUCUGAUCGAGGUACUACAAAGAGCAGCAUCAAGGGGACCUCAGGAGCCAAGAAGGCGACUGAUCACAUGUCAGACACAGUGAGAAGUUACAGGGGAAGGAAAAAGUUGGCGUUGUGUACGAGGAGUUACUGGGCGCUCCUCUGCCUCCAGAUCCACGUGUUGAAAGCCGUCGCGCAAGGUGACGUGGCCCCAUACUUCAAAACUGAGCCAGGGCCUCCGGAAAUCCAUCUGGAGGGGAACCGGCUGGUCAUGACCUGUCUGGCGGAGGGCAGCUGGCCUUUGGAGUUUAAAUGGAUCCUUAACAACACAGAUAUCACUGCUUUCUCCCCAGAGUACAAGUACACAAUACCAUCCCUACAGCGCUCAGACAUGGGCGUGUACCAGUGCGUGGUGAGAAACCGAAUGGGCGCUCUGCUACAGAGAAGAGCCGAGAUACAAGUGGCAUACAUGGGAGACUUCGUGGAGGCUGACCAGCGCAAGACGGUGACCCAGGGCCGGGCAGCCAUCUUAAACUCGCCGGAUGUCAGCUCUUUUCCCCGGCCGCAGGUCACGUGGUUCAGGGACGGCUACAAGAUUAUUCCCAGCAGCAGAGUGGCCAUAACCAUGGAGAACCAGCUGGUGGUGUUGGCCACGGCUGCAGCGGACGCCGGGAGGUACUACGUUCAGGCUGUCAACGAGAAGAAUGGCGAGAACAAGACGAGCCCAUCCAUUUACCUGAAUGUGGCAGCAAGCAAGAGGAAUCGUGGAUCACAUGAUUGGGAGGCCCCUGCGGACCCGGUAGCCCCAGUAAUCGUGAUCACCCCAAGGAAUACGACAGUAGUAGCAGGGGUGAGCGAGGCCACGCUGGAGUGUAUCGCUAAUGCACGGCCUGUGGACAAGCUGAGUUUGGUAUGGAGGAGGAACGGUGUGGAGGUGGCCAGUGGCGUGGGCUCUUUCGGUCGCCGCUUGACCAUCGUUAACCCCACCACUGCGGACAUGGGACUGUACGUGUGUGAGGCCUCCCUGCUUGACAGCAGUGUCAAGCCUGCCGAGGCCAGAGCGUUCCUCUCUAUUAUAGAGACUCCCUACUUCACAGCUGAACCCAGAAGGAAGAUGUUGGGAGAAGUGGAGAAAAGUGUGGAUAUCCCGUGCCAGGCCCGAGGUGUGCCCGUGCCCAAGCUGGAGUGGUACAAGGACGCUGUGCCGCUCAGCAAGCUAAACAACGCACGCUAUAAGGUCAUCUCCAGCAUGGGACUGCAGAUCAGAAAACUGCAGCCCAGUGAUGCCGGUAUCUUCCAGUGCUUCGCCAGGAACGCGGCUGGAGAGAUGCAGGUCCACACCUAUCUAGAUGUGACAAGUAUGGCUCCAUCAUUCAGCGUUCCACCAGCCAACAUCAACGUGACCGAUGGCACUGUGGCCUCCUUCACCUGUCAGGUCUCCGGUGCCCCGAAACCAGCCAUCACCUGGAGGAAAGAUGCACAGAUACUAGCCAGUGGCUCGGUACAAAUUCCACGCUUUACGCUACUGGAGUCUGGGGGACUGCAGGUGCAGCCGGUGGCGCUGCAGGACGCGGGGACAUACACCUGCUACGCCGCUAACAGUGAGGGGGCAAUCAAUGCCAGUGCUGAGCUUACUGUGUGGAGUCGCACCUACAUUUCCCAGCCUCCUGUGGACCGGCGUGUCAUCAAGGGAACGACGGCCAUUUUGGAGUGUGGCGCCGUCCAUGAUGCACGUGUGCACGUAAGGUUUGUGUGGAAGAAAGGUGGCGAGGCGGUCAGUCAGUCCAGAGGAGGACGGAUUAGCGUGCAGCAAGGCUCCCUGCACAUCUCUCAGACGUGGUCAGGGGAUAUAGGCGAUUACACUUGCGAUGUGAUUUCACUCGCAGGCAAUGACUCCAAGACUGCGCGCCUGGAAGUGAUAGAGUUGCCUCACUCUCCGCGGAACCUGCAGGCCAGCCUGAACGCCACAGACAGCCGCAGCGUACACCUGUCCUGGAUGAGGCCCUUCGAUGGCAACAGCCCUCUCCUGCACUACAUCGUGGAGCUCUCCGAGAACAAUUCUCCGUGGAGGAUGUACUUGCCGAACGUGGAUCCGACGCUGACGACGGCCGAGGUGACCGGUCUCACUCCGGCACGAACCUACCAGUUCAGAGUCUGUGCUGUCAAUCAAGUGGGGAAAGGACAGUACAGCGGUGAGACAAACCGACUGAUGCUGAGAGAAGAGCCACCCAGCGCUCCACCCAAAAACAUAGUAGCCAGCGGACGCACAAAUCAGUCCAUUAUGGUGCAGUGGCAGCCCCCUCCGGAGUCGCAGCUCAAUGGUGUGCUCAGAGGUUACGUCCUCAGGUAUCGGCUGGCGGGGCUCCCCGGCGAGUACCAGCAGCAAAAUAUCACCAGCCCUGAUAUCAACUACUGCCUCAUCACCGAGCUCAUCAUCUGGACACAGUAUGAGAUCCAGGUGGCAGCGUACACGGGAGCAGGCCUCGGCGUCGUCAGCCAGCCUGUCGUUGAGUACACACUCCAGGGAGUUCCCACAGCACCCCCUCAGGACGUAGAGGUUGUUGCUGUCAACUCAACCACCAUCAAAUUUACUUGGAAUCCGCCACCUCAGCAAUUCAUAAACGGCAUUAAUCAAGGUUACAAGCUAAUGGCUUGGCCUGAACACUCACCUGAAGCCUCCACAGUGGUGACCAUCACCCCUGAUUACCACGGAACCCGUCAUCAGGGCUACAUCAUUGGCCUGAAGAAGUUUACGUGGUACCUCACCUCAGUGCUGUGCUUCACCACGCCAGGAAACGGCCCACGCAGCGCUUCCAAACUGGUCCAGACGCACGAGGACAUUCCAGGCCCUGUAGGACGUCUGAGCUUUACUGAAAUCCUCGACACAUCUCUGCGAGUUAGCUGGGAGGAGCCUGUGGAGAAAAACGGAAUCAUCACAGGUUACCUGCUAUCCUGGGAGGCUCAGGGGCAGAAAGAGUCGCGUGUGGAGCGCACCAUGUCCAACAGCACACUGGAGUACAAGGUGACCGGCCUCACCUCUCUCACCACCUACACCUUAGAGGUGGCAGCCAUGACCGGUGCAGGCAUGGGCACGCUCUCGUCUUCCACCAUUUCCUCUGGUGUGCCCCCAGAACUUCCUGGACCUCCUUCAAAUCUCCAAAUCUCUAAGAUAAGCCCACGCUCUGCCACUUUGAAAUUCCGUGCAGGGGACGACGGGAAGACGUCCAUCUCUAAAUGGAUUGUAGAGGGACAGCAUCCUCUGUACCGCCGAAAAUAUCCUGAGCUGCUGUCCGCCCCACUCACCCUGCUGGCAACUUCUGCAAAAGUGGGCAGCACUGGAGAAGAAGAAGAAUGGAAGGUGUUGUAUGAGAAGGAGAAUGAUCCAGAAGCUCAGGUCCUGGAGGUACCUAACCUGACCCCAUUCACACACUACAGGUUCCGCAUGCGGCAGAUGAACAUCGUGGGCUCGAGCGAGGCGAGCGAGCCGUCUCGAGUGAUCCAGACUCUGCAGGCGCCUCCUGACGUGGCUCCCGGUAGCGUGAGCGUCCGUACGGCCAGCGAGACCAGCGUGUGGCUGCGUUGGGUGCCUCUGCCGGAGACGGAGUACAACGGGAACCCGGAGAGCGUGGGCUACAGGGUCCGGGUGUGGCGUGCCGAUCAUCCGGGUGAUGCCAGCACUAAGAUGGUGAAUGACAGACUGGAGAGAGAGAUCACGCUGGAGAGCUUAGAAGAGUGGACCGAGUACCUGUUCCAGAUCCAGGCUUUCAACUCUAUUGGGCCCGGACCCUGGAGCGAGCCCGUGAAGGGGCGGACACGCGAGUCAGUGCCGUCCGGAGCUCCGGAGAACGUGACGGCCGAGGCCGUGAGCUCUACACGCAUGCUGGUGACCUGGGGACCUGUUCCAGAGACGCAGCAGAACGGCAACAUCCUGGGAUAUAAGGUGCUGUACCGGGAAAAAGACUCGAGUACGGAGCCACAGGUGCAGCUGGUGAAAGGGAACCUGACGCAGUCAGUGUUACUGAGGAACCUGCGCAAGUACGUGCAAUACGAGAUCCAGGUCCUGGCCUUCACACGCAUCGGAGACGGACAAAUCAGCAGCCCUGCUGUCCUGGAAAGGACUAAAGAUGAUGUUCCAGGGCCGCCCAUGAGACUGGUGUUCCCCGAGGUGCGUCUGUCCGAGGUCAGGGUGGUCUGGCAGCCUCCGGUAGACCCAAAUGGCAUCAUUUUAGGGUAUCAGGUAGCAUACCGGCUGGAUAGCGGAGAUCCAAAUAAGUUCACCACGGUGGAAGUGGGCGCAGAUACCACACAGUUCACGGCCAGCGGAUUGCUCCCAGAAUCUGCUUACAUUUUUCGGAUUUCAGCCAAGACCCAGCAGGGCUGGGGUACAGCCGCACAAGCUGUGGUCAUCACUACAGAGAUCAGAGAGCGGCCUCAGCCUCCACUGCAGCUCAGGGUGCCUCAGGAUCAGGUUCAGUCGCGCCAGCUCAGAUUGGACUGGGUGCCAGGGGGAGAUGGGUCUUCACCGGUUCGCUAUUUCACACUGCAGCUACGCCAACUGCCCGAUGGAAACUGGACCGCACACUCAUCCUCCAUAAGCCACAACAGCACCUCCUAUGUGGUGGAAUGGCUGAAGCCGUACACUUCAUACAAGCUGAGAAUGAUGGCGACUAAUGACAUCGGUGACAGCAAGUACAGCCGAGAGACCGAUGCAAUUACGACUUUACAAGAUGUUCCGGACGAGGCGCCGGUUAUUCGUUCGGUGAAGCCUUCCACCACUACGUCAGUUCUGGUGCAGUGGCAGCCACCGAAGGAGGAGAGCGUGAACGGAGUGCUGGUGGGCUACCGGCUGUAUUACCGUGAGCUUCAGUAUGACAGCACGCCACAGGAGGCCAAGAAGACCAGCAACAGCACUUCAGCACGGGCAGACCUGACAGCCAAAAGCACUGUGAAGACUGUGAGCAAUCCUUCACUGACCGAAUUCGAACUCACCCAGUUGCAGAAGUACCAGCGCUACGAAAUCGUGAUGACGGCUUACAACAUCAUUGGCGAGAGCCCUGCUAGCGCUCCAGUGGAGGUGUUUGUAGGAGAAGCAGCUCCAUCCGUGGCCCCGCAGAAUAUCCAGGUCAACACGGUGUCCUCCACUCAGCUGGAGGUGCAAUGGGAGCCGCCCCCUGUCGAGACGCAGAACGGCAUCAUCCAGGGCUAUAAGAUUCACUACUGGGAGAUGGACAACCAGAACGAGACGGAGAAAGUCAAGAUCCUAUUUCUUCCCGAGACGAGCGUACGACUGAAAAACCUGACCAGUUAUACGUACUACAUGGUCAAACUGUCCGCGUUUAACGCGGCAGGGGACGGCCCACUCAGUGAGCCCAGGAGGGGGCGCACUCUUCAGUCAGCCCCCAGUGCUCCGAGCUUUAUUACUUUCUCCGAGAUCACCAGCACUACUCUGAAUGUGUCCUGGGGAUUUCCCGUGUCGCCGAACGGAGUAGUGGAGGGCUACAGGGUGGUAUACGAGCCCACCGCCCCUAUUCAAGGCAUUAGUAAAGUGGUGACAGUGGACAUUCGGGGAAGCUGGCAACGCUGGUUAAAGGUGCGAGACCUGACAAAAGGGGUGACCUACUGCUUCCGUGUGCAGGCCAAAACCAUCAGCUAUGGCCCCGAGGCAGAGGCCAACAUCACGGCGGGACCCGUGCAAGGAUCUCCAGGAUCCCCCCUCAAAACAUCCGUCACUAAGUCUGGCUCUAGCUUGACCAUCCACUGGACACCGGGGGAAACAGGAGCCGGGCACACGACAGGAUACGUCAUCGAGGCACGCCCUUCAGAUGAGGGAUUGUGGGAUACCUUUGUUAGGCACCUGCCUCCUUCCAGUACCUCCCACACUGUGAGUCUGGAGCGACUGCGCCAUGGAGUCAGCUACCAGUUCAGAGUGCUGGCUGUCAACGAGUACGGCUACGGCGAGCCAAGUGCGCCCUCUGCUGCCAUGUCGGCCCAGAUGGACACCCCGUUUUAUGAGGAGUGGUGGUUUCUCAUAAUCCUCGUUCUGAGUGCUCUGAUUCUGCUGCUGAUGAUCGUUUUUGGCCUCAUCUUACACGGACAGAACAAGAAGUACAAGAGCUGUGGAACAGGUAAAGCUGUGUCCACGGUAGAGGAGAGGGUCACUCUGGACAAUGGAGGUUUCACAGCUUUGGAGCUGAACAGCAGACCUGUCCACGUCAAGAGCUCCUUCCUGAGAAAGAACGGCACCCGAUCCCCGCCUCGGCCUAACCCUGCAGGUCUGCGCUACUCAGAUGAAGAUAUCUGCAACAACUACAACGGUGCGGUGUCCACAGACUCUACAGCCCUCACAGAAAGAGCUGCAGAGCUGUCUGAGUCUGAGGCCACAGACAGCGAGUGUGAAGAGGAACCCAUCAAACACUCGUUCGUGAACCACUACAUGAGCGACCCGUCUUACUUCAACUCGUGGAAGCGGCAGCAGAAAGGCCUGAAGGAGACGCUGGCCUGCGCGUACGAGGAGUGCGCCAGCGGAGACGGAGAGGGCUACUAUCAGACUGUCGUUACUCAGCACAGCGUGGGCGGCGUGUACACACCCGCGGGGCAACCUGCACCAGGCUCACGUACUCCCCUCACAGGCUUCUCAUCCUUCGUGUGACGUUCCCCGAGGAGCAGGACCCCUCUGCAGAUCUCUCGUUCUGGUAACUGAGGGAUUUGGGAAAAGGCACAAGACAUUUCAGCUGUACUUUCAGCAUGAACACUACAAGGGACAACCUGAAUGGGUUAAUGGAGAACUUAUGGAAAUUCACUGGAACCACAGACUGAGAGAAAAACAAAGUUUCACUGUACAUGUUCCUUGUAGGAGACUUGACUGGAGAAGAUGAGUAAAGACUUGUUUUACCAGCUGGGGAUAAAGCAGGGUGUAGCAGACGACUGGUGUUUAUUUAAAGAUUUGAUAAGUGAUGCUACGUUCCUGCAGUGACUCUUUCUGGUGGCACACCAAACACUCACCAUCUACACAAGCAUUCCUGCCGCUAUUCCCUUUACAGAGGAUUUUACAUAGGGCAAACACUCUGUAAUUACUAUCUACUUUAAACUGUAUAUACUGUCAAGUCUGAAUAAUCUCACUUGCCUUCAGUGUCUCUGUAUAUACACGUGUUUUACUUGUGAUCAAAAAGAUCAUGAAACUGUGACCGGUGUGAUGAGGAAGCACAGUGCAGUGGGACUCCAUGCCAUGACCACAAUUCCUAGAGUUGACCACACCGUCUACAUCAGCGAGCCACAGCCUGGCCAUUGAGUCGUGCAGUGAUUCUUUGUGUUGCAUGUCAUCCUCACACAUAACAUUGCAGUUUGUUACCCUUUCUGAACAACUGCACACACUUGUUUCUUUCUUUUUUUUAAUGUUGAGUGUAGUCCAAGACCAAAUCAAUUUUAGAGAAUUUUGUUUUUGUACCGAAAGCCUGGGUUAUAGUGAUUGUUUUCACUCCAGACGUGGAGGAAACCCUGUGUUUCAAAUGGUGUAUUUUGAGAUGUUAGAGUACUGUUAAUGUACCGAUAACCAGCGCUAUUUAUAAGCAGGAAGUUCUUCCUGAUUGGUGACGUGAGGUACCACAUUUAGAGCAAAAUAGCAGUGUUUGAUUUGAGACGUUACUCAGGGACGGCUGGUAGAAACGGGCUAAGGACUCCCCCCACCCCUUUUAUUUUUUCAACGAUUGAAGAAAUUCAGUAUUCAGUAAAUUUCACUUUUGCCAUGCACAUCAGAUUAUUUGCUGUUGUGAGAAUUAUUCCGAAUUUUUUGAUGAAACCAAGCACAAAAACGUCUGUGAGAAUGCGAUACGUGGAAGAUUCCUAGAUUUUGCAUCUGAGCUGAGGUUUUUCAGCACACGUCUCCGACACAUUGUCAGCGGUGAUUGAGAAGGCGAAUGAAUUGAAAUAUUUACUUUAUAACGCCAAGAAAUUACACACAAGAAAUGUCAUCUCAGCAAAAUAUCUUAUUCUCUUCUUUUUAAAUUUUCUUGUUAGAGUAAGAUUACAAUAAAACAAAUGUAAUAUUUUUAAGUUUCUUUCUAGAUCAUUACAUUUUCUUAUUCUAUUGGCAGAUCAUUUUGCACCUGUCUAGAAAUAAAAGCUAAAAAAUUAGCUGCCAAUAGAUGGUAAAAAAAAAUGGCUUAAAACAGGUUUAAUAAUCCUAAAUCUGGUUAUAUUGUAAGCUUAUAAAAGAAAUGUGACUGGAUUCAUGAUAAUUCCACUUGCUAAGUGUCAUUUUUCUUGUUUUUUUUUUUACCGAUUGACCUUCUAUUGAUGAUCAAAUCCAGCUGUCACUGAUGCUACUCGAGUUUACAGUAUAUUGUAAGAUUACAGUAUGCCAUUUGAGACACAGCUGUAGUUCAUGUUCGCGUUUUCUCCGUUCAAACACGUCUGAUUUAACUCAUAGCAGGUUCGAUUAGCUGCCGAUAAUCACGUGUGUUUUAAAAGCUGUGCAGUACAGGACUGGAGUGAGCUUUUGCACAUUAUUAUUAUUAUUAUGAUUAUUAUUAUUAUUUGCAGUGUUCUGAGACCAGAGACAUUGUGAGUUCAGGGAUGAGCAAAGCCUGGGCUGACAUUUUUCUGAAUCCGUAUGAAAUCUGAGCACAAAUGAAAACAUUUCAGAUGGCCGGUUUGAGGACGUCGUCUCAUUUCCAUAACCGCUCACAUGGCCACACGUGUGAAACGUCUUCAGAUGGAAUGAUCGAGACAGAGUGUGAAGUCGCAUUCCCAGCACUCAUAAGCCAUAAGGACAUCGAAUUUCUUUUUUCUUUCUUCAGUUGCCUUUUCUCUUCGGAUUUAUUUUUCUUUCGCUUUUUAAUAUUUGCCUUUAUAUUUGAUGUGCUAGAGAUGUAUAAAGGUAAUUCUUUUCGUUCUUUCUCUCUUUUUUAUACUGUAGUGCUGUUAUACAGUAAUACAGCACCAUUUGUAAUUUUGUUACCAGGUUUUUAUUAUUAUUAUUAUUAUUAUUAUUAUUAUUAUUGUUAUUAUUUGCAGCUUUUGAAAUGGUGGACAAAGCAAAGUUCAUGUUUCUACCUGCCAUUUCACCCCAGCACGAGUGUACGUCAUCAACAUCCGUGAAGUAAAGGCAGUUUCCCACUUUU